UUUUUUAACCGAGAGAAUCGCCGUUGGCUUGUGCUACAUGGACCCCGAAAGAGAAGAAGGCGAAACUCAUCACCUCCCAAUCCCAACCUCGCCGGAGACUCACCGUCGUUCCAUCUGCUCCAACUGCCGGCGACCAAAUUCAGUAUGUCUCUGUCACGCGCUUCCCGCAAAACCCAUCCCAACCACCACCCGAAUCCUCAUCCUUCACCACCCUCAAGAAGCCAAACACAAACUCUCCACCACUCCAAUCCUCACCAAAUCCCUCCUCAAUGCCACCUCCAUCACCGGCCGCCGUCUCCGCCGCGGCAAAUCCCCUCUCCUCGACCAUUCUCCUCCCGCCAUCUACCUCUUUCCAUCCACCACUUCCUCACCGGCAAUCAACAUCUCCGACUUCAAACUAUCGGAGCUGAAACGCAACGGCGACGACGGCCUGGUGUUGAUCGCAUUCGACGCCACGUGGAAGCAUGCAAAGGAGAUGGUGAAGGCAAGCGAGGGGUAUUUGUCGAAAUUUGCGGUUAGGGUAUGUUUAGGAAUGGAAGAUGAGAGAGUGAGUGGGGGAAGUAUUUAUGAUUCUGAAUUGAUUUUGAGGAAGGAACCUUUUGGUGGCUGUGUGAGUACUAUGGAGGCUGUGGCUAGAGCAUUAAGGGUUCUUGAGCCUAAUGGGAUUGAGAUUGAGGCCAGUUUGAUUGGGAUUUUGAAGGAAAUGGUGAGGUUGCAGGCUGGUUUUUUAAAGCCUAUGAAUCCCAGACCCAAAUUGUUGAAGAUGAAGAAGCUUAAGGAAGUAGAAGAGUGUGAGAGUUCUGAAAAUGAAAAGCUGUGAUUCAAGGUUGGUAGUGAAACUCAAGAUCUCACAUGGUUUUCAGUUUCUGCAUAAUGCUGGGAUUUUACAUGGAUAAAUUGAUGUUGUGACAAUCCAAGCUUCAGGACUGGGUUGAUUUGACUUGUAGUGUUCCAAACUAUUUGGGGGCAUGAAUGCUUGGUUGUAUAAGAUUCUGAAGUUCAGAAUUCACAUUUGACUGAAGGAGCACAAAGAGAGCUUUGGUAAAUUAUGUUAUGGGAUGGAGAAUUUGGAUGCUCUUUGACACACAAAAAAAUCUUUUACAAUUUGUGUGCUUUCCUUGAAUACUUGUAUCAUUCUCUUCAUGAAUGUAUGCCUUUAUCACUGCUCAAGAAUAAGAUUGGAAGAGAACAAAUUUUAUUGGUCCAAAUUGAUAUGUUGACACUUGACAAGGACAUGGCAAUGAGAUAUGAAGAGAAUAAGAUAUGUCUUUAUUUUGGCGUGUUCGCCUGUGGUUAUUAUGGGCAACAUAGGAAAGAAUAUCUGAUGUCUUAACGUUGUCGAUAUUCUUGUGCAUCAAUGAAUGUUCCUCUUGAAUGCUA
Molecule: messenger RNA, 1380 nt
Organism: Medicago truncatula (barrel medic)
Lineage: Eukaryota; Viridiplantae; Streptophyta; Magnoliopsida; Fabales; Fabaceae
Product: tRNA-uridine aminocarboxypropyltransferase 2
Exons: 2
Coding region: 38-820 (260 amino acids)
Source: RefSeq, a predicted model, not a curated record